Messenger RNA from Aspergillus saccharolyticus JOP 1030-1, 783 nucleotides. RefSeq lists its product as uncharacterized. The record is from RefSeq and is a predicted model, not a curated record. The coding region runs from base 1 to 783 and encodes 260 amino acids. The transcript has a single exon. Lineage: Eukaryota; Fungi; Ascomycota; Eurotiomycetes; Eurotiales; Aspergillaceae.
AUGAUCGCGACAGUCCAACUGGAAGAAAUGACCCAAGCCGCAUCCACCAACCAACCAACCAACCCCCAUAUGUAUACUCUUCCUGAUACGGAGCCAAUGGAGAACUUGUGUGGCACUCGAAUUCGAGUGGCCAGCGGUUCGGACCGGACGGCGACCAUAGGAGGAACUGUGAUCAUCGAUGGAGUAUACUAUGCCCUCACAGCCCUGAAUCCAUUCAUUCAAGAUAUAAGGAUAACUCCCGAUGGAGAUAGAAGGCGGUAUCGUGUGGAUUUCCGAUCCGACACCAUGUACCGGUACGCUACGGACGGUGAUGACAAUCAUGCUGUGGGCUAUCUGCCUGAAUACCAAGAUACGGGCAUGCUCGACCCGAUUUAUUGGUCCCUCGAGCAGGACUGGGCGUUGUUUCGUCUGUGCGAUCAGAGUCCCAAAUGCAAUCGCCUCCAGAUUGGGGGAUGGCUCAUGCUCAGUCCAUCCAAGGUGAGCAAAACCUCUCCCCGGGGUACAUUGUGGUGCUUGCUGGGCAGCAGCCCUCGCCAUCCCGUCCGGACCGAUGCAUUCAGACUGGGCUACCAUCUGACGGCAGCAUACCAAUACCAUUUGAGCAUGGUCUCUUUCCCCAAAGAUAUUGGGGCAUGGGUGGUGGACGCGGGGGCCCAUGGGGCCCUUUAUUGUAUGGUGGUGGGCCAAGAUGACUCGGACAUGACCACGUAUGCAGUGAGUGCCGCCGACAUUUUCCGUGAGCUGCACAAGCGAUUUCCGGCGUCUCCGAUCUCAAUAGCAUGA